AUGUCUGAGAAUCCAGUACAGAGCUUAUUUCAUAACUUUGAGAAAGUUGCAAAUUUUGUUCAACAUCAUGUAUCUAAUUUUAUAGGAGAUCAUAUCCAGUCAUCAGGAACCUCUGGUAGAGGCUCUGUCAAUGCCUCCAUCAAAGUCCCAUUUGUGAAAACUACAUCUUCUGUACAACAACAUGAUCCUGUUGUCAAGGGCAAGUCCUCUACCCCUGUGACUAAAGAAGACCUUGGAAGGGCUACAUGGACUUUUCUUCACACUCUUGCUGCUCAGUAUCCAGACAAUCCUACAAGACAACAGAAGAAGGAUGUAAAAGAAUUGAUACAGAUCUUGUCUCGAAUGUACCCUUGCAGUGAAUGUGCAGAUCACUUUAAAGAAGUUCUUAGAUCAAAUCCUGUACAAUCGGGGUCACAUGCUGAAUUUUCUCAGUGGCUAUGUCAUGUGCAUAAUGUUGUCAAUAGAAGUAUCGGCAAACCAGUAUUCCCAUGUGAACGAGUUGAUGCAAGGUGGGGGAAACUCGAGUGUGAGCAGAAAGCAUGCGAGGUUAUUGGAAGUACAUCAAUUUUUGGGAAGAUAUAG
This is a messenger RNA of Lathyrus sativus (Indian pea), 582 nucleotides long. The record is from the annotation of a GenBank genome assembly. Lineage: Eukaryota; Viridiplantae; Streptophyta; Magnoliopsida; Fabales; Fabaceae.